This is a messenger RNA of Paramacrobiotus metropolitanus, 3611 nucleotides long. RefSeq names its product atrial natriuretic peptide receptor 1-like. The record is from RefSeq and is a predicted model, not a curated record. Gene Ontology annotation, biological process: cGMP biosynthetic process; intracellular signal transduction; protein phosphorylation. NCBI's taxonomy places the organism in Eukaryota, Metazoa, Tardigrada, Eutardigrada, Parachela, Macrobiotidae. Gene Ontology annotation, molecular function: protein kinase activity; guanylate cyclase activity; peptide receptor activity.
GCGAAGGCGUUUUCUUAUUUUCUGGACGCGGCUAAUCGCUGGAUGAUAUGUCUUGUUUUCGGCUAAAUUAUGCGCUAUCGCCGAAUCAUGGUGAUGUGUGACGGUUUCUUGAAUGGAUAUUGCGAUGCAUCGCGGGCGAUGAAGAGGUUCCUUGUUUUCUACUGUGUUCUUCUUCCCUCCGUAUCGGCUCAAGGAAUCGAGACAACAACAACAACCACCACCACAACAACAACAACGACCACGACGACUCCCACCACGACCACCUCCUUUACGCCGCCGCCCAACCAGAUCUUCGUCACCAGCGGCGUCAUCCUGACGCACGACACCGGUGCCUCUAUGACUUCCAGGUGAUGCGGCCGGCGCUGGACGCCGCCUUUGCCAAGGCGCAGUCGCAGUACAGCGUGGUCUUCCGCAACAGAAACUACAUCUACGAUGUCUCGGCCGACAGCUCCUCCAGCCCGGAUCCGGCGUUGCGCCGCACGCAGGGCUGCUGGAUGUGGAAUGCCAGUGGCGAGUCCAUUUUGGCUGUCAAGGACAGCGUGCAGGUGAUCAUCGGGCCGGCCUGCACUAACGACAUGCAGAUCGUCAACGAGCUGACCACCUUCUUCCGCAUCCCCACCGUCACCGCGGCUAACUUGGUGGACAGUACGGCCCAGUACGACCUGCUGACGCGCACCGGCUUCAGCACCUACGACCUGUGGAAUUUUCUCAUCAAGAUGUUCCAGCAGUACGGCUGGAUCAACAUCGCCAUUGUAUACGACAACGACAAUCUCCAGAAUACGGUUCUCGCAACAAGUUUUCAAUCGCGACUAAAAACCUUCCCCGAAAUGCGCUCCAUCGUCAUCUCCUUCAAUGCAACCGCGUUCGAAGAUUUCGAUUCUGUGCCGAAUUACUUGACCCAGGCAACGCAUAAUGCCCGAGUGGUGUUGUUUCUUCUGCCACCGGCCUUGGUCCGCUACUUCCUGGUGUACGCCAAGCGGCAGAAACUGAUGACCGGCGAAUACAUUUACUUCGCCACCGACUUCUUCCUGGACACGCUGCUGACGCCGUCGGGCAGCUGGAAGCAACGCGACGGCUACGAUCACGACGCCCUCGUUGGCUUCUCCUACUUGUUCAUCCUCAGCCUGAAGGAUGUGCGCGGCACGCCGGAAUUCCAGGAAUUCCAAGCACGGAUGAUAGCCUCGGGGAAUCCGCGCACCAACUACUACAUGACGACAUUCUACGACGGGAUCCUCAUGCUGGCGCGCGCCAUUCGCGAGCAGGUGGACGCUAACGGCAACGGCACUUGGGACCCCAAGGCCAUGGUGCUGGACGGGAUGUGGAACCAGACCAUGCACGGGGCUAGUGGACUAGUGUAUAUUAACCCGGGCGGCGACCGCAACCACGAUCUGGAUCUUUACUACAUGACUAACACCAAUUCCGGCACUUUCUCGGUUAUCGCCGAGUACUACGGCCUGGAAGGCCAGUAUCGGCCGCGGCUGGACAUUAUGUGGCGCACGACCGACGGCAGUCCGCCCAUCAAUGAGCCGGUGUGCGGCUACGACGACGACAAGUGCUUCGACACAGAGACCACCGGCAUUGUGGCGGGCAUCCUGGGAACGGCGCUGGUGGUUGGUGGUGGCAUCGCCUUUGUCGUCCUCUACACCAAGGCUAAACGGGCGCAGGCAUUGGCGCAGAAAGAGUGGAUCGCCGAAUGGGACGAGCUGAACGUGGACGCGCCGGCCACCUCCUCGCGGAUGUCCAUGAACAGCUUUGCCUCCGGUACCUCGCAGUCCAAGGCUUCCAUGCAGUCCGACACGUCCAGCACCGGCGCCUCAAAACGCCGGCCGCCGCCCAGCAGCGGCCGGUUAUUUUUUGUCAACUGGCGCGGCCCCGUGAUGGUGGUCAAGUGUGAGCGGCGCAACUACCCCAUUCACAUCAAUAAGCACAUUCUACAAGAGAUCCGCACGGCACGGGCCAUGGUCAACGAUAAUCUGUGGCGUUUCUUGGGCGCCACGCUCGGACCGGAAAACGUGGUGGUCAUCGGGGAGUACUGCUCCAAAGGGACACUACAGGACAUCCUGGUGGAUGAGACGCAGAAGCUGGACUGGAUCUUCCGGUUUUCCUUGUUGAACGACAUCGUCAAGGGCGUCAUCUACAUCCAGAACAGCACGCUGGGCUGUCACGGGAGGCUGUCCUCGCGCGGCUGCUACGUGGACGGGAAGUUUGUGCUGAAGGUGGGCGAGUAUGGACUGCCAACGUUUUACCGCAAGAGCCUGCCCCCGGAGGAGGAGAUGACCAAUCAGGAUUACGCUGCGUUGUACUGGACGGCGCCGGAGUUACUGGGGAAUCCCUACGGACAAGGCACGCCGGAGGGCGACAGCUUCGCCUAUGCGAUCAUCCUGCAGGAGGUUAUUCUCAGGGAGGAGCCGUAUUCCAUGUAUGAUUAUGAACCCUCCGAAAUAAUUUCGAGAGUGCAGAGUUCGGAGCUGCUCUUCCGGCCGAACGUCCAGAACCCGGACUGCCCACUGGGCCUGAUCGCUCUGAUGGAUUUGUGCUGGCAGCAUGAUCCGCUGGAGCGACCCCGCUUUCCGCAGAUCAAGACCAGCAUUCGACAGGCAACACGGGGCGCCAUCGAGAAGCACAAUCUGGUGGAUUUGCUCAUUUCCCAAAUGGAGCAGUACACCGCCGAUCUGGAGAAGAUCGUCGAGGAAAAGACGCAAGAUCUGCAGGAAGAACAGCGCAAGGCCGAUGCCCUUCUCAACCAAAUACUGCCCAGUUCGAUAGCAGUGAAAUUAAAAAAGGGCGAAACUGUGGAGCCGGAAGCGUUCGACAGUGCCACCAUCUUCUUCAGCGACAUUGUCGGUUUCGCCACCAUCACGAUGGAGAGCACGGCCGUUCAAAUUGUCGACUUCCUCAACGAUUUGUAUUCCCUCUUUGAUAAAACCCUCCCUAAAUUCGACGUAUACAAAGUGGAGACCAUCCAUGACUCGUACAUGGUGGCCUCUGGUCUUCCCAAUCGCAACGGCCUGGAGCACUCCAAAGAACAGGCACGUCUGGCACUGACACUAAUGAUGCUGAUCGGAACCUUUCGCAUCCGGCAUCGGCCACUGGAAGUGGCGCGCCUGCGGGUCGGAGUUAAUUCCGGUCCGGUGGUAGCUAGUGUGAUUGGCCUGGCCGUGCCACGCUACUGCUUAUUUGGUGAUACCGUCAAUACCGCUAGCCGCAUGGAGUCCACCGGCGAAGGUCUGCGGAUCCAGAUCAGUACGUCCACUAAGCAACUGCUGGACAACUUCGGCAUGUUCGAGAUGAUCGAGCGCGGCGAAAUCGAGGUGAAGGGCAAGGGCCCGAUGACCACCUACUGGCUAAUCGGCGAGAAGACCGGCUUCAUUGAGAAACAGGCUCAGGAGCUGGCUAAAAUGUCGUGAAUGGCAAUUCAGUUCAACAAGCUGGACUGCGUUACGUUACUAUUAAAGCUACAGCCGCGGCUGGUCUCUUUUUUUGCCCAUACUUUGUGUGAUUGGACAGUGCAACACAUGAUUCUAUGAAUUCACCGUUUUGCCUUUUUCUGUAAAGAGUAUUACACAGAGUACAAUGUUCUGUUAACGGCUGAAAUCUUGGAUGAAUGUUAA